AUGGCCAUGGACAGCAACGGCGAGUGCUCGUCCCCCAUCGCCAGCGCCGGGCUUCUGCCCCUCUUCGGCCCGUCGCCGCCGCCGCCUCAGGCGGAGAGUCUGGAGGAGAAGCUGAGGCGGGUGAGCGAGGAGAACAGGAGGCUGGCCGCCGCGCUGGACGCCAUACUCGCCGCCGACCGCUCCACACCGCGAGCGCUCGCCACGUCGCCGCCGGCCCAGCAGGGCAAUGCGGCUUUGACGACCCAAGCAGCCGCUGGCGUCACCGCGGAGCCGCGGCCCAGGCUGCGGACGGUGCGCGCGCGCGCUGAGCCGGCGGACGCCGACGCCAACCACCUCAAGGACGGCUACCAGUGGCGCAAGUACGGCCAGAAGGUGACGCGCGACAACCCCUACCCGAGAGCCUACUUCCGCUGCGCCUACGCUCCCUCCUGCCCCGUCAAGAAGAAGGUGCAAAGGAGUGCAGAUGACAAUUUGAUGCUGGUGGCGACAUACGAGGGUGAACACAACCAUGAGCAACGUGCCCAGAGCGAGUACGUCAAUGACGCAUCGACGAGCCAGCAGCAGCAGCACCAGGCCGGGUCGUCGUCGUCGUCACUGCCGUGCUCCAUCAUCUCCAUCAAUUCGUUGGGCCGGACGAUCACCCUUGGCCUGGCGGACCAACGGCCGCCGGGAUCGAGUUCGAAUGCCGAGGCGGUCGUCGUAGGGGAGAUUGUAACGCCCGAGUUUCGGAAGGUUUUGGUGGACGAGCUCGCGAAUUUGCUCAAAAAUGAUUCCGAGUUCAUCGAGUCGCUGGCGAGCGCCGUGUCUGAUAGGGUGAUGGAGAGAAUACCAGCAGCAGGGCACAUAUUUUGA
This is a messenger RNA of Miscanthus lutarioriparius, 852 nucleotides long. The record is from the annotation of a GenBank genome assembly. NCBI's taxonomy places the organism in Eukaryota, Viridiplantae, Streptophyta, Magnoliopsida, Poales, Poaceae.